Psilocybe cubensis is the source of this 2286-nucleotide messenger RNA. RefSeq names its product Ribosome biogenesis protein enp2-like protein. Gene Ontology annotation, biological process: maturation of SSU-rRNA from tricistronic rRNA transcript (SSU-rRNA, 5.8S rRNA, LSU-rRNA). The record is from RefSeq and is a predicted model, not a curated record. Lineage: Eukaryota; Fungi; Basidiomycota; Agaricomycetes; Agaricales; Agrocybaceae. Gene Ontology annotation, cellular component: nucleus; nucleolus; small-subunit processome. The transcript is spliced from 5 exons. Gene Ontology annotation, molecular function: protein binding. The coding region runs from base 1 to 2286 and encodes 761 amino acids.
AUGGCCUCAGACGCAGCUAAUGUCAAGGUCUAUACUGUAAAUGGAGCGACAGCAGGUUCUUCUUCGUCUCUGCCGGACUGGCUUACCCGAAAGCGUGCCGCAAAGAAAGGGAAGAGGGCAUUGAGAGAGCACAUUGAAGGGACAAUCGAGCUCAUCCAAGGAUUCGAGUUUCCAGAGGCCAGCAACAGAAUUAAAACGACCCGCGAUGGCCAUCAUGUCAUCGCCACUGGCACAUACAAGCCACAAAUGCGUGUCUGGGAUCUCGACCAACUUACCCUGAAAUUUGAACGACAUUCAGACGCAGAGAAUGUUGAUUUUGUUACGCUGUCUGACGACUGGACAAAAUCAAUACACCUACAAAAUGACAGGACGGUGGAGUUACAUACACAAGGUGGGAUGCAUUACCGAACGAGGAUACCCCGUUUUGGUCGUUCGUUGGCCUACCAUUUCUCUUCAUGCGACACAUAUAUCACUGCGUCAGGAAACGAAGUCUACAGGCUAAAUCUCGACCAAGGUCGAUACAUGACGCCUUUGGUACUAGAAGAAGAGGAAGACGAAGAUAUACUGGGUAUCAACGUUGUUGACAUCAACCCUGCACAUAACCUUCUUGCAUUUGGUGUCGAUGGGAAUGGGACCACACAAUUCUGGGACCCAAGGUCAAGAACCCGUGUUGGUACUUUGCGACUGCCCAGAGAACGAUUACAAUCAGUUGGAACGACUCAGGAUGCUCUCAGUGUAACGGCGAUCGCUUCCCGCAUCGAUGGACUGUCGUAUGCUAUUGGUACAUCAACAGGACAUACUUUACUAUACGAUAUCCGUGCCGCCAAACCAUUUGCCUUGAAAGACCAAGGUUAUGGUCUACCCGUCAAAAAUGUUUCAUGGAUUGAAGGUGGCAGCCGAAUGGCCGGUGACGGAAUGGUGCUCAGUGCUGACAAAAAGGUUAUUAAAAUUUGGGAUCGCAACACACCUGCUACAAAUUUUGUUUCUGUUACACCUGCUGCCGACCUCAACGAUGUACAUCAUGUUCCUGGAAGUGGGCUUAUCAUGACGGCCAACGAAGGAAUUCAGAUGGCCACUUAUUACAUUCCCCAACUUGGCCCUGCUCCAAAAUGGGCAAGUUUCCUCGAAAACAUCACGGAAGAGAUGGAAGACCAGACUACACGGUCGGUCUACGAAGAUUACAAGUUCGUUGAAAGGAGCGAGCUCAAAAAUCUUGGAUUGGAUCAUCUUGUGGGAACACCCGCUCUCAAACCCUACAUGCAUGGCUAUUUCUUGUCACUCAAACUUUACGAAACCGCUCGUCUUAUUGCAAAUCCCUUUGCUUACGACGAACAUCGUGAAAGGCUGGUCCGCGAGAAGAUGGAGAAAAUGGCAGAGACUCGCAUUCGUACCAAGAAGGACCCUGGUGUCAAGGUUAACAAAGCACUGGCUGAGAAGGUUCUCAGAGACCAAGAAAAGGCCAAGCUUAGAGCUGAACGCAAAAGUAAACGCAAGGCGGGAGCCGAUGCGAUGGAUGUCGACGAAGCGGGUGAAGAGCAGGAAGAAUCUAGACCCUCCAUCCUGUCAGACCCUCGUUUCGCGAGCGUUUUCCAAGAUCCUGCGUUUGCCAUUGAUGAGAACUCGCGCGAGUAUGCUCUUCUCAAUCCAUCUUCUGUUGGCCGUGGAAAGACCGCAGUCGAAGAUGAAGAAGACGAAAGCGAUAAAUUCUCUGAUGACGAUGACCUUGAAGGGAGUGACGAGGAAAGUGACGACGGUGCCUCGAGUGAUAGUAGUGCUGAAGGCGAACUUACCAAGUUCGACCCUCGUUCACGCCCAGGACAGAGAAAUGUACGCGCGGAAGAAGCCUAUCAGAGAGAACGAGACAGUAAUCGGGCAGUCUGGGCGCAAAAGAAGCAACUUAAAAAGGUCAACAUGGUACCUAUGGUGCCGCAGACCGGCGGACAGUCCCAAAAGCUGGGAGAUAAAGAUGCAACAUUUGGGCAGCGCCGAGCACCACUACCUUCGAAAAAGACCGGACCAAGCAAGCCUCGCAUGGAUGCCGACGCUCCUAUGGAGAUAAGCUGGGUUCCUUCAUCAUCAUCUGGUGGGAGAAAUGGUGGAGAUGGGGAGGGAGGGAAAAGUUCAAACAAGGACAAAGUCCGACGAAAGGGCGUCGAGACAUUUGGUGCUGGUUUGGAACGUGGUGUCGAGGAGAAGGUUGAUAUGGGCGACUCGGAGAGACACGGUAGGACACAGAGGAGAAAAGGGGUUCGCAGCGGGAGCAAAAACGCUUUCCGUGGUAUCUGA